AUGGACGAGGACAAUGUGCUUCCGAUCCCCAACCUGGCGCUCCAGCAGUCGCUCUUCCUCCUCGCGCACCACUCGUCUUCCCUGCCAUCCUCGACGCUCUCCGCAGCAUCCACAUCGCUGCUAGAGGGCAUCGAGAAGGACGAGAUGGCACCCUACUACUCGACCAUCCUCUCCGACCCCACGCUCAAGGCUUGCGUCAAACACGACACUGCGCUCCUCAAGCGACUCCGGGACAAGAACCAGGAAGAGCUGCGCAAGAUCGACGAGAAGCAGAAGGAAGUCGAGGAGAGCGAGGGCGACAUGGAGAUCAACGGCGUCCUCAGGCAGAGGGCCGCGUACCUGGCAAAGAUUGGUGACAAGGACAAGGCGCUCGAGGCACACGACGUGGCCAUCUCCAAGGGCGCAGGCAUCGGGUCCAAGCUUGACCUCACCAUGGCCAAGAUCCGCAUCGGCUUCUUCUUUGGCGACACCAAUGUCGUCAUCGCAGCCAUCGCCGAGGCCAAGAAGCUGGUUGAAGAAGGAGGCGACUGGGACCGGCGCAACCGCCUCAAGGUCUACGAGGGCCUCCACCUCCUCUCCGUGCGCGACUUCCAGCAGGGCGGGCAGCUCUUCCUCGAGGCGCUCAGCACCUUCACCGCCACCGAGCUGCUCGGUUACAACGACUUCAUCACGCUCACUGUGCUGGCCAACGCACUCACGCUCAAGCGCGUCGACCUCAAGAAGAAGAUCAUCGACUCGCCAGAGGUGCUCCAGGUCAUCGACGAGAUCCCUCACCUCCGCACCUAUGUCACGUCGCUGUACAACUGCGAAUACGGGGCCUUCUUCCGCGCACUCGCCGAGGUUGAGCAGGCGCAUGUUCUCCCCUCGCGCAUCCUCUCGCAACACGCGCGGUACUAUGUCCGCGAGAUGCGCAUCAUCGCCUACUCGCAGCUGCUUGAGAGCUACCGCAGCCUCUCGAUCGACAACAUGGCCACCGCAUUCGGCGUCAGCGCAGAGUUCAUCGACACGGAGCUGUCGAGGUUCAUUUCGGGAGGCAGGCUGCCCGCGGUGAUUGACAAGGUGCACGGCAUCGUCGAGACGAGGAGGCCCGAUGCCAAGAAUGCGCAGUACAACCGCAUCAUCAAGGAGGGCGAUGUGCUCUUGAACUCGCUCCAAAAGCUCUCGAGGACCGCCCUCUAG
This is a messenger RNA of Pseudozyma flocculosa PF-1, 1179 nucleotides long. RefSeq lists its product as uncharacterized. The record is from RefSeq and is a predicted model, not a curated record. NCBI's taxonomy places the organism in Eukaryota, Fungi, Basidiomycota, Ustilaginomycetes, Ustilaginales, Ustilaginaceae. The transcript has 7 exons. Bases 1 to 1179 code for a protein of 392 amino acids. Gene Ontology annotation, cellular component: proteasome regulatory particle. Gene Ontology annotation, biological process: proteasome-mediated ubiquitin-dependent protein catabolic process.